AUGGUGAUCCCGUCCGCCUCGAUGCCGUCUACAUUGCCCAACGGCCACCAGUCCUCCCUCACAAAUGAUAUUAACGAGAAACAUGAUAAUCAAUCCUCAAACAUCGGUAACGUGAGCGACAUGUCCGCAGCCAGUGCUGACGAGGAACACUCCUCCGAUGAAGAUGCGGAGCAUCUUGAGAGUGGGGAUGCGGAGUCCGACGAUCCCGCUGAGGAGUUUAAUGCGGAGAUAAAUUCCGACUCAUCGGAUAAUGACAAUGAUACCGAUGGCCUAGCUUCUCCAGUUUCUGAAAGGGCCAUGAGUGAGAAUGAUGCUGAUUCCGCUGUCGAAGACGCCUCUGGCGCGCAUCUCGCUUCUAUCUCGGCCAACUCAUCGACUCAUAACCUGAAGAGGGGCACAAAGCGAAAAUCCCCCAUAAUUGAGGACGACUUUAUAAGAAAUAAUCCAAGUUUAUAUGGGUUGCGUCGCAGUAGCCGAGCGAGAUCUGUGCGCCAGACAGCCCAUACCACUUCCGAUUCCGACUCUGACGCUGUUGCACCCGCUUCGAAGCGGAGACGACGCACCCCAAAUCGUUCAUCACAACGUCCCUCCCUCUCCCAAUCAAUAGAAUCUGCGUCUGACUCCAAUAGCGAUGAAUAUCAAGGCUCGCGUAGGAGAACCUCAAAAUCCAAACGUCGACGACUGGCUCAGUCUGCCGACAACCUAAUACCCACCCAUGCCGAAAUCCGCUUUUCUACUAGACGUGCGAAUAGAGUAUCUAAUUAUAAUGAAGAUGACGAUGACGAUGAAUUCGAAGAUGAAUCAGGGAUGAUGACACCAGGUGAAUGGGCUACGGCAGUCGAUGACACAACUCCCGGCAUUGAUGUCGUGCUCAACUAUAGGUUGAAGGACGGCAUUGACAUCACACGGCACGACCUGAGUCGCCAUGACUGUGAGUUCUAUAUUAAAUGGCAAGGGAAAUCCCAUUAUCAUGCAACUUGGGAGACAUUAGAAUCUCUUGCCAGCUGUAGGGGCGUGCGUCGGCUAGAGAACUACAUCCGCAAAACCUUGUCCCAAUCCAUACUGUACAUGAGGGACCCUGAAGUCAUUCCCGAGGAAAAGGAGAAAUGGAAUCUUGACCGGGAACGUGAUGUGGAUGCUAUUGAAGAUUAUAAACUAGCAGAACGUGUCAUCGGCUCUCGUGAGGUCGAUGGUGAAACAGAGUACUACGUUAAAUGGAAACGGCUUUUUUAUGACUCCUGUACCUGGGAACCUGCAUCCCUCGUCAGCGAGAUUGCCCAGCGGGAAAUCGAUCGUUAUCUUGACCGCUGCUCCCAUCCACCUAUAUCAAACAAAAUGGAAUCAAACCCUGCAACACGAGCUCCCUUCGAGCCUAUCCAUGGCACCCCAAGCUAUGUUAAGAACGGCGAACUCAAGGAGUUCCAAGUCAAAGGUGUGAACUUUAUGGCGUAUAACUGGGUUCGUGGUCGAAAUGUAGUCCUUGCUGAUGAGAUGGGCUUGGGGAAGACUGUCCAAACGGUUGCCUUUAUAAGCUGGCUGCGGCAUGUUAGAAAUCAGCAAGGACCGUUCAUUGUCGUUGUUCCGCUGUCUACAAUGCCUUCCUGGGCGGAGACCUUUGAUAAUUGGACGCCUGAUCUGAACUACGUUGUCUACAAUGGCAACGAAGUUUCUCGGAAUAUCAUAAAGGAUUAUGAAUUGUUAAUGGAUGGGAAUGUUAGGCGGCCCAAGUUCCAUGUCCUUUUGACCACUUAUGAAUACGUUCUCGUUGACGCUACCUUCCUCAGUCAAAUCAAGUGGCAGUUUAUGGCUGUGGAUGAAGCUCAUCGACUCAAGAAUCGGGAUUCGCAACUUUACUCUAGGCUCGUCGAAUUCAAGUCACCUAGUCGACUGCUCAUCACCGGAACCCCGGUUCAGAACAACCUUGGUGAACUCUCUGCUUUGAUGGAUUUCUUAAACCCCGGGCUCAUCCAAAUUGACGAUGACAUGGACUUGAGUUGUGAAGCGGCCGGUGUGAAGUUAGCGGAACUUACCAAAUCCAUUCAACCCUACAUGCUUCGCCGUACUAAAUCAAAGGUUGAAUCGGAUCUGCCCCCGAAAUCAGAGAAGAUUAUUCGAGUCGAAUUAUCAGAUGUCCAACUUGAAUACUACAAAAACAUCCUGACGAAAAACUAUGCUGCUCUAAACCAAGGAAGUAAAGGCCAGAAGCAGUCCUUGCUUAAUAUCAUGAUGGAGCUAAAGAAGGCCAGCAAUCAUCCGUUUAUGUUUCCCAACGCUGAGUCCAGGAUAUUAGAGGGGAAGACUGGCCGUGAAGAAAUGAUGCGUGCCAUCAUCACGAGCAGUGGCAAAAUGAUGUUGUUGGAUCAGCUUUUGGCCAAAUUAAGGAAGGAUGGCCAUCGUGUUUUGAUUUUCAGCCAAAUGGUUCGAAUGCUUGACAUCCUAGCCGACUACAUGGAUGUUCGUGGCUACGCCUAUCAACGGUUAGAUGGCACAAUCGCUGCCGGUCCCCGACGUCUUUCUAUCGAACACUUCAAUGCUCCGGAUAGCAAUGAUUUUGCUUUCCUCCUCUCCACUCGUGCGGGAGGCCUGGGAAUUAACCUCAUGACCGCCGAUACAGUUGUCCUCUUUGAUUCAGAUUGGAACCCUCAAGCUGAUCUGCAAGCAAUGGCACGCGCUCAUAGAAUAGGACAGACUAAGCCCGUCAGCGUAUAUCGUCUUGUGUCCAAGGAUACUGUUGAAGAAGAGGUCCUUGAAAGAGCGCGAAAUAAGCUACUGCUUGAAUUCAUUACUAUACAGCGAGGAGUUACUGAUAAAGAAGCGAUUGAACUCAAAGACAAAAUGGCCCGUGCUGGUGCCCAAAUCAGCGAACCCACCUCUUCUGACGACAUAUCUCGCAUUCUCAAGCGUCGCGGUCAGCGUAUGUUUGAGCAAUCUGGAAACCAAAAGAAACUGGAGGAGCUGGAUAUCGACUCUGUGCUGGAGAACGCUGAAGAGCACAAAACAGAACAGGCUGAAGGCAUGGAGGCUGAUGGUGGAGAAGAAUUCCUAAAAGCCUUUGAGUUUGUUGAUGUGAAAGUGGAUGAGCUUACUUGGGACCAGAUCAUUCCAAAGGAGGAACUUGAGCAGAUUAAAGCAGAGGAAGAACGCCGGGCCCAUGAGCAGUUCCUGGCACAAGAGAUCGAGCGAAAUCAGCCGCGUAAACGGAAAGAACCAUUGGAUGGACGGCAGGAGCGCCAGGCAAAGCGACGUGCACGAGAGCAAGUUAACAUUGACGCUGACGAUGUAUCUGAUGCUCCACCUCCUCCAGACCCCAGUCGACCACUCAGCGAAAAGGAGUAUAGACAUCUUAUCCGUGCAUAUCUUCGAUAUGGUGACAUUAAUGACCGACAAGAUGAUUUAAUUCGGGAAGCUAGGCUGAUUGGCCGGGAUAUAGCUGUGGUGAAAGCUGCUUUGAGUGAUGUGAUCGAGAAAGCACAUGCUCUUCUAAAGGAGGAGAAUAACCGACUCAAUGCCCUUGAGCGCGAAGGGAAGGGUUUCACUAAGAAAGAGAGGAAGGCGAUUCUUUUCGACCAUCAAGGUGUGAAACGGCUUAAUGCAGAAACGAUUGUGGAAAGACCUAAUGAAAUGCGUAUCCUGAGAGAUGCAACUGCUGAUCUUGCUGAUCCUAAAAGCUUUCGUAUCCCAGAAGCUACGAAAGGCGCUGAUUAUACAUGCCCAUGGGGUGCUCGCGAAGAUGGCAUGCUUUGCAUUGGCAUCGCUCGCCACGGCUACGGUGCCUGGACUCAGAUUCGCGAUGACCCCGAUCUUGCCCUUGCCGACAAGUUUUUUCUCGAGGAGCAUCGGGUUGACCGGAAAGCGGAACGCAUGAAUGGUGGUGGGAAAGGUGCAACUAAGUCUCCCGGAGCUGUCCAUCUGGUCCGCCGUGCAGACUAUCUCUUGUCAGUCUUGAAGGACAAAAUGACCAAUGGUUCGAACAUGCUAGCGAAGAGAGCUGUAGAGAACCAUCACCGCAAUAUCAAGAAGAACGGGUUGCAUUCCAAGGGUCAUGCGAGUGGGAGUGUCUCGGCGUCCCCGGCACCCUCCCUACCCCGCAAGCCACGAGACUCGGACAAAUCACGAUCUCGUGCUCACCACAGAUCUCGAGAGUGUGCUGAUUUUACCAACAACUCCGCUGCUGACGGUUACAGGUCUGACCGUCCUCGCAUGAAGGGUAGUCGGGAUGAGAGAGAUCGUUACCGCCAUAGCAACGACCAUGGUGGAAGCGGCGUUAGUAGUAAUGACGGCGUGCUCAGGGUUAUAUUCAAGCCUAUCCGGGAGCAUCUCAAGCGGGUAUCGCAGGUCACCAAGGAGAACAUCCCAAGCAAGACUGAUAGGGCAGGGGAGCUGCGCCGGUUACUGCGUCUUAUUGGGGAGUUUAUCCGUGACACUUUGGAAGGUAGAGAGGCACCAGCUUCGUUGGAGGAGCGGUUGUGGGGAUACGCUGCGACCUAUUGGCCCAACAAGGGUACUCCGGCAACAGCUCUCCUUAACAUGUUCGAUCGUCUUGUCGCUGCUGAAAACGGUGAAUCGGCCCAACAACGUCGAUAA
This is a messenger RNA of Paracoccidioides lutzii Pb01, 4584 nucleotides long. RefSeq names its product chromodomain helicase hrp3. Bases 1 to 4584 code for a protein of 1527 amino acids. Gene Ontology annotation, biological process: regulation of transcription by RNA polymerase II; nucleosome organization. The record is from RefSeq and is a predicted model, not a curated record. Gene Ontology annotation, molecular function: DNA binding; chromatin binding; ATP hydrolysis activity. The transcript is spliced from 2 exons. Gene Ontology annotation, cellular component: chromatin; nucleus.